AUGAUGAAAAUUGAAGCGGAGAGUUCUCUUCAAACGUCUACAGAUUUUAUUGCUGAGAAUGCGAGUGAAAAACAGGGUCCAGCAAACUCAUCUGUAUGGCCAGAAUCUUGGGACUGCAAAUUUCUAAAAUAUCCUCAUGGAGCUAAGAACAGUUGGCAACAGAAGAAUAGAAGUAGUAAAUUAAUGGAAACGUCCGAACAUUCUCCAAAUGCAACAAAUAGUCAUUCAAAGCAAACGAAACAGGAAAUGAUUUCUAUUACUCGUAAGUUACCAAUACACAGUAUCAGGGAAGAAAUGAAAAAUAUUCUAUGCAACGAGGCGAGGGUAUUACUUAUCAUUGCUGAGACCGGUUGUGGUAAAAGUACUUGCAUCCCGCAGUUUUUGGCACUAGAUGAUAUAGUUGCCUCUUCUCAUCAAAUUCUUUGCACGCAGCCACGCAAGACUGCUUUAUGUGAAGUAGCUAAAAGCGUAGCGGAAUAUUUAACCAAUUGCUGUUCCGUUAACACUUAUAAUGACAGACUCAGUGGCAAAACAAAUGGAAAAAUUAUUUUUGCAACAGAAAAAAAUUUGUUAGACAUUGUGCAGUUGGAUGAUACUCUAUCGUCAUUUGGUUGUGUUAUGAUUGAUGAGGUACACGAAAGAACUAUGAGUACCGACAUGUGUUUGGGAAUGAUGAAAAAAGUGCUUAGAUUGCGGCUUGAUAUGAAAUUAGUUAUCUGCUCUGCCACGAUGGAUGCAGAUCCUUUAUUGAAUUAUUUUUCUGAAUUUCAAGCAAGAAAACUAGAAGUUUCAGGGCGUCGUUUCCCUAUACAGAUUCUUUAUGAACCGCCAUCUCCAAGUGAAUCUCUAAGGAUUUCUUGCUUAAUGCGAGAUUAUGUCGGCCGAACAGUGCAAAAAGUAAUUGAUAUCUGUGAUGCGGAAGCAAAAAAGCAACCAUUUCAAAAUGUCGGAAACGUUUCUGAGAUGCAUGCUGGUCAUAUAUUGGCUUUUUUACCAACUCCAUUCGAACUACUGAUGGCUGAGGAGCGUUUAUAUCGAGAAUUAAAAGAGCGUAAGCAUCCUGUACGGGUGAAGAUUUUAAAUUUAUAUGGUCAUAUGUCAACCGAAGAUAGAGCAGAGGUUUUUGCACGUUUGGAACCAGAAUAUCAUCACAUGGUUAUAUUCACGACGAAUGUUGGUGAAACUGCUAUUACAGUUUCUGGGGCUCGAUAUGUUGUCGACUGUGGUUUGGCUAAAGUCAAAAAAUAUAAUUCCGUUCGACGGACAAACACGCUAGAAAUAGGUUUAAUAUCAAGAUCUGCAGCGAUGCAGCGAGCUGGAAGAGUUGGGAGAACAGGACCUGGUAUUUGUUAUCGUCUUUACUCGGAGAUGCUGUACGAAAGUAUGGAACCAGCAAAACCAUCUGAGAUAUUGCAAACAAAUCUUGCUGAAGUGGUGUUGUACAUGGUAGCAACUGGCAUCGAAAAUCCGGCUGGUUUCGAUUUUUUGGAUAAACCAGAGGAAUAUAGACUUUUGCAAGCUGAAAUUCUUUUGAGAUCGCUGAAAGCGCUAACCACUGUUGAGCAAAAACCUGUUUUAACGGAAACUGGUGUGGAAAUGAGGCUUUUGCCGAUCGAACCUCGACUAGCGAAAAUGGUUCUUGACUCCGUUUAUUAUGAUUUGGUGGCUGAAGCUGCUGUUGUCUGUGCAGGCAUACAUGUUGGCUCGCCUUUUCGUCGUAGAAGAAAUGAUAAAUUUUUGUUCAUGGAUCAAAAGAAGCUAUCAUUUUGUCAAGAGAGCGGUGAUCCAAUGACGCUUUUGACGGUAUUCGAGCAAUAUUUGAAAACGCCAAAAAGUCAGCGUAAAAACUGGUGUUUUCAGAAUUACAUAGAUUUGAAAAGUAUGAAGUCUGUAGUAGACAUGGCUUGCAAGAUUUGCAGGAUUAUUUCAGGUCUUAAGAGUGUUCAAGCGAACAUAAGUACGCUCGAUUUAUCGAAAGCGCGAGCACAUAUACCUUACCUUUUUUGUCAGUCUUUCGGGAAUAAUUUGGCUUGUUACUCAGGUUUACCCCACUGUGGAUAUUAUGAUGUCGGUGAACCUAAUAAAUGUGUUUUUAUUCAUCCGUCGUCAGCUUUAUCAUAUAGUGAUGUAAUACCGGAAUUUAUUGUAUAUGAAUGUUCAGUACAGUCGUCAAAAGAUUUUGUCACAAAUGUCUGUGCGGCUGAUCCCUCAUGGCUUGACAAUUUAGAUCAGAAUGUGCUAGCUCAGGAAAGAAAAAGAAAGUUAGUACCUUACAAUGUUACCUGUGGAACUGAAAUUAAGAAAUGGUUAAUGACACAAAUCGAUCGCUUUCAGCAAGAGUUUGGUUCGAAAUGUUUCGUUUAUAAACGCGAAAAAAAUUCAUUCUACCAACUCCAGAUUUAUGUCUCCGCUAAUGAUCUUCCAAAAUUGGAAGCAUUCGUUAACAAAUUUCUUCAAGCAAAGAUAGAUGAGAAGUGCAAAAAAACUAUGGAAUUACCGGUUGUGGAUGCAGAUUAUUUGUUGCACAUUGCUGGAGACGGUACGCCUCUAGAAAUCCUAAUGCCAGGUGAAUUCUGUAGCAUGUUUGUUGGGAAUGAAGGCAUCGAUUGGGCAAAGAGUGAUUUAUUUAGAGAUAAACUGAAGAACUAUUUCAGCCAGUUUGGUAAAAUUACCGAUUUUACAACAUUCGGAGAAGAGCUUCAAAAAAAAUUUGGUCACUCAUGUCUAAUUCGAAUGGAAAAUAAGACUGCAGCUUUGAAUGCAUUUGUAUAUAAUAAUGAAAAAGAAUGUGGAUUAAAUAUUGAGCCUCGCUUUGGAACAAAAUACCUGGGUGUCGUUAAUCGCCAUCCAUGUGCUUAUCGAUUGCUCAUAGGAUGGUGGCGCAGACCUAGUUUACGCAUUGGACACAUUAAGUUAAAAUGUCGAAAUUUCGUUGAAAGAAUGUCCGCAUUUGAAGCUAUUGCAAGGCACCUACAUUUCUUUCUGCCGUCAAUGCUGCCUGAAAAUAUAAUGGAAAGAGAUCGAAAUGUAGCUAUCGAAGACUUGUUUAAAAUUAAACUCAAAAAUCUUCCUUUGAAUAUGGAUAAUCGUGAAUUACAUCGCAUUGUAAAACCAAUACUUGACGCGCAUGGGAUUGAAUUCGACGGUCUGUAUAUACUUCGCAAGAAGACCUAUCCUAUUGAAACUGAGGAAAUGAUGGAACAGUUAUCUCAAAAAAUAACUGAUUACAUCAUUAAAGUAGCUAGAGACGAGAAUGUAGUGAAAAUACCUCUUUUCGACUAUAAUGAACGUAAAGAACGGAAAUAUAAUGGUUAUCCAUUCGACGUGAAAAUAAUUUCUCCAAAAUAUGAUAGUGACCAGAAAUUUGUAGCGCAUGUUAUCUUCUAUGAUAUGAAUAUAGGAAAGCGAAUUAGCGAUGCGCUGAGGAAAGCAGCAGGAAAUGGGAUCGUUUUGGAAAUGGGACCAGAAAAUCAAACGCAUCCAGCACGUUUUAAUUUUUUGCUUCAGCUUUUUAGUAAUAUCGUUAAGGCAAAUUAUGGUUUGAAUAAUUGCAGUUAUAUUCUGAAGAUUUUGGUGGAGAUGCAACCGAUGUAUCAAUACCAAGUAAAGAUCUGGAAACCUAUCUUUGAAGCGGUUUUCAGUGACUUGAAAAAAAUCUACAACAAAAUUAAUGCCGAAAAUAUCUAUUUUGACUAUCGAACAAAUAAUCAGAACUAUCGACUCCUAAUUGCGGGGAAGAAUUUCAAUGCUGUGAAUGAGUUAAAGGCUUCGGUUGAGGAAGUUAUAAAUGGUUUUACGCUGCUUUGUCGAAAUAACGAAGAAAUCAAUGGCAUGAAGUUACCCUGUCAUCGAUUACUAACAAAAGUUGGUCGAGGGUUCCUACAGGACUUGUCAGAGCAGCUGGGGGUAUUAAUCUGUGUUUCAUCACAUAAAACGGAAGUUAAAAUUCGAGGAAGUGUUGCGAAUGUUUUUAAAGCGAAAUUAGAAGUCGCACGCUUCCUACGUGAAUGGUCAGAUGCAGACAUCAAUCAGUUGUUGAUUCUGCAGCCACCAAAUUACAAAGCAGGCACUAUGAAAGCAUUAUUAGCUCAAAACGAUUAUGACAUUCUUUCAUUAGAAAAGCAGCUAGGUCAUGGCGCACAUUUAGAUGCUAACAUAUCUAGGCGCGAAUUGUUUUUCGCUGGAAAGGAAACAGAAUAUCGACAUCUCUUGGAUUUAUUACGGGCUAUAUCUGACAGUCUUCCGCUAAAAGAUUCUGACAUCAAGGAGAACGAAAGACCCGAAUGUGCUAUCUGCCUCACUGCUGUUGAAUUGAAAAAUUACAGUUUACAGGCAUGUGGGCAUUAUGCUUGCAAGUCAUGUCUAGACCUUCAACUUAAAACGGCAUUUGAAACACGUGGUUUUCCCAUUGUUUGUGUAGCUUGCCAAAAACCUUUUACUUGGUCAGAUUUGGAAUUUCUUCUAUUUGAAAGUUCUGAUCGUGAUAAGAAUCAAGUAAAGCAAUUGCAAUCAUUGGCUGAUGCAUCUAUUGCUUACUUUAUUCAACGGAAUGGCAAUCUUUAUAUGCACUGCAGGACACCGGAUUGUCGAGGACUCCAUCCAGUCACAAAAGGAGCUUCACUAAGUCGUUGUAAGUUGUGUGACCAUCUACAGUGCACUAAAUGUGGGAGAGAAGAUCAUGAAUCAAUGACAUGUGAGGGUUAUGCUAAAUGUCGGACGAAUGCAGAUGAAUCACUUAAGAAGUGGUUACAGGAUGAUCAAAAUCAGCGACGGAUCUGUCCAAAUCCAGGAUGUCGAAGCGGGAUCGAGAAAUUUGGAGGUUGUAAUCAUAUGCAGUGCGCACAUUGCAAAAUACAUUUUUGUUGGAUUUGUAUGUUUUCGGCUGAUGAAAGCAGUACAAUUUACUCUCAUAUGAGUGCAGAACAUGGCGGAUCAGGAGCUGAUAUUAACGAACUGAUUGCAGAAAUACAGAAUGAUCCGUUAAAUGCUGGAUUUUUCGAUAGAGAUGAAAUGGAACGUUUGUUGAAUCCCGGAAACCGUUUCGAGGCAGAGGAGGAAGCACUUUGGUUGAUGCCUGGGGUAAUGGAGAAUGAAGUUCCGCGCUUUCUUCCUCACUUUCAAUUUAUAGGAUUAAGAAAUGUAUUUAACGAUGGUUUUGAAUUUCGCAAUGAUCAUUUCCCUAUGGAUGAUAAUGCUAAUUUCAUAUGA
This is a messenger RNA of Thelazia callipaeda (thelaziosis nematode), 5208 nucleotides long. NCBI's taxonomy places the organism in Eukaryota, Metazoa, Nematoda, Chromadorea, Rhabditida, Thelaziidae. The record is from the annotation of a GenBank genome assembly.